AUGGCAUAAGAACCUAAUCCAUUUAGUAAUUAUAUACAAAUAUUAUUAAGAGCAUGUGACAUUUAUGGACACAAACUGUGCAGCAAAAGCAGGAAUGGUCACUGUAGCUGGAGGUGCAAUGGGUUUUUUAAUGGCUUUAUUUAUGAAUGCAGUAGAAAUGAGAGACAUGGAUUAUGGUAGAACAAAAUAAUCAACAAGAUAUGUUUUGAGAGUAUAUAAUUAUUCCAAAUUAGAGAGAUAUAAACAAAAUGUUUGGAAUGGCAAAAGGUUUUGCUAUUUUUGGUGCUUUUUAUUCUAUAUUUGAAUGUUAAUUAGAAAAAUUAAGAAUUAGAGAUGAUGCUACAAAUUCAUUUCUUUCUUGCAUGUUUUCAUCUAUGGUACUAGCUGCUGAAUCAGUUGGAUGGAAGGGCUUAAUGAUGUCAGGAUUAGGAGGAGGUAUGUUUGGAGGGGUUAUGUAUUAUGUUUAGAUUAAGUUUAUGAAUCACUGAUAUAUUUUAUUAUUAUAAUAAAAAAAUAAUUUCAAUUCUUAAAAAAAAAUAAAGAAUGGCAAUAAGAAUUUCAAGACAUAGAUGAUUAAGUAGUUCUAGAAAAAGUUGAAUUGCUACAUUCAGAAGAUGAAGAAUAACAAGUUUAACAAGAAUAAUAAUUAGAGUAAACAAAGUAGAAUGAAGGAAGUGAGAUUGAUAUUGUAGAAGAAAAAAAAGUGAUAAAUGAAUAAUCUAAUGAGAAAUUUAAAAAAAUUGAAUGGUUAGACUCUGAUAUUGAAGGAAUUGAUGAAAUAGAUGAUGAAGAAGAAGUAAUUGAAGAGAUGUUAAUGAAAUUGAUCAUGAUUAUAAAACUAUUUUUGUAUAAGCACUCAAAAUAAGUGAUAAAGAGAUUGCUGAUUUCUUUUCAUAAUAUGGAACAAUUGUGUCAAUUGAAAUUCCUCGAAAUGAAGGAUCUUAAUUUACUAAGAGAAGAGCAUUUAUUGAAUAUAGUACAGUUAGUGAAGCUUAGAGUACUAUUAUGCUUGAUUUAGAAUUAAAAGGAUGUUCUCUUAGAAUGA
Paramecium pentaurelia is the source of this 1045-nucleotide messenger RNA. Lineage: Eukaryota; Ciliophora; Oligohymenophorea; Peniculida; Parameciidae. The record is from the annotation of a GenBank genome assembly.